Molecule: messenger RNA, 1212 nt
Organism: Blepharisma stoltei
Lineage: Eukaryota; Ciliophora; Heterotrichea; Heterotrichida; Blepharismidae
Source: the annotation of a GenBank genome assembly
AUGCUAGGAAAAUUUGUUAGGAAUUUCUCAUUUUUACCAAGAGAUGUCGUAAUAGUUGGAGCUAAAAGAACAGCCAUCGGGUCAUUCGGGGGCUGCUUUUCUGCAUUCCCAGCUCCAGUUUUAGGCUCCUUUGCAAUAAGAUCUGUCUUUCUAGAGUCAAAAGUAAGUGAAAAAGAAGUCCAAGAAGUAAUAAUGGGACAUGUAUUCCAAGGAGGUGCUGGGCAGUCUUCUACAAGACAAGCUGCAAUAUUAUCAGGGCUUCCCAACACAACUUGUGCUACAGGAGUCAAUAAGCUAUGUGCAUCAGGGCUAAAAGCAGUCACAUUAGCAGUUCAAAACAUCGCACUUGGUCAUAGUGACGUAAUAAUUGCUGGAGGCAUGGAAAGUAUGAGCUCUGUCCCUUAUAUUCUACAAAAAUACAGAACAGGCCACCAAUACAGUGAUAAUUCUAUACAAGACCUAAUGAGUUUAGACGGGCUCAACUGUCCUUAUAAUAAACUUUCUAUGGGUGCAUGUGCUGAAAUAACAGCUGAAAAAUUUGGCAUCACAAGAGAAGAGCAAGACAAAUUUUGUAUCAGGUCUUAUACAAAAGCAAAUAAAGCUUGAAAUAGAGGGUUUUAUAAUAAAGAAAUUGUAAAAGUGGUGGUUGGAGGGAAUAAAGGACAAAAAAUUAUUUCAAAUGACGAAGAAUACACAAAGGUGAAAUAUGAUAAAAUCCCGACCUUGAAACCAGUUUUUAGUGAAAAAGGGACGAUAACUGCUGCAAAUGCUUCGUCUAUUAAUGAUGGGGCAGCUGCUGUGCUACUAAUGAGUAAAGAAAAAGCUGAUAAAUUAGGCUUAAAGCCUUUAGCAAGGAUAUUAAGCUUUGCAGACUCAGAAACAGAACCUCUUCAUUUCAGUAUCGCGCCUGCAGAAGCGAUGCAAAAAUGUUUAACCCGCGCAGGGUUAUCUAAAGAAAGAAUUGAUUUGUUUGAAAUAAAUGAAGCAUUCAGCUCAGUUGUAUUGGCGAACAUAAAGCUUCUUGAUAUUGACUUAGCAAAGGUAAAUAUCAAUGGUGGAGCCGUAGCUUUAGGCCACCCAGUAGGCAUGUCAGGUGCUCGAAUUUUGGGUACUCUUCUUUAUUCUUUACAAGAAAAAGGCAAAACUUUAGGAUUAGCUGGAAUUUGCAACGGAGGUGGCGGAGCCACCUCUAUCUUAAUAGAAUCCCUUUAA